Scedosporium apiospermum is the source of this 2088-nucleotide messenger RNA. RefSeq lists its product as uncharacterized. The record is from RefSeq and is a predicted model, not a curated record. Gene Ontology annotation, biological process: amino acid transmembrane transport. The transcript is spliced from 5 exons. The coding region runs from base 1 to 2088 and encodes 695 amino acids. Gene Ontology annotation, molecular function: L-amino acid transmembrane transporter activity. Lineage: Eukaryota; Fungi; Ascomycota; Sordariomycetes; Microascales; Microascaceae. Gene Ontology annotation, cellular component: membrane.
AUGGCCUCCACAGACUUUCCUCCCAUGCGACCUCCCCAGAGGACGCUCUUCAACGAUAUCGAGGAAGAGAUUGAAAAUCCCGAUGAGAUUGUCACCGCUGCGCCGGCCGAACAGUUUCGGUUGGGUUAUCUCGAUGUCACUUGUUUGAUUCUCAAUCGUAUUAUUGGCACCGGAAUCUUCAAUAGCCCAAAUCGUGUGGUCGUCGGCACUAACAACACCGGCGCUUCGCUUUUCUUCUGGUUCGCCGGCAUCUUAUACGGCCUCUCGGGCGCUCAUGUCUACGUCGAGUACGGGCUCAACGUGCCCCGCUAUGUUAUCGACGGCAUCGAGCAAACCGUCCCUCGCAGCGGUGGUGACCUCCAUUACCUCCAAUACGUCUACCGCAAACCCCGCUACAAAAAGGACACAGUCCUCUUCUUUGCCUGCCUCUACGGCAUAUCCUUCAUCUGCCUCGGCAACAUGGCCGGCAACUCCAUCUCCUUCGCCGUGCGUGCCCUCCAAGCGACCCACCCUGGCACGGCACCCGAGGACUUUAGCCCCGGAGCAGUCCGCGGCAUCGCCAUCGCCGUGGCCACCGCCACAUGUUUCAUCCAUGCCAUCUCGCGCCGCGGCGGCAUCCUUUUGAACAACGUGCUCGCCAUCGUCAAGGUUGGUAUCCUACUCCUGAUCAUCGCCACGGCCAUCGCCGUCGCUGCAGGAGGGCUCCACGAUGAGACGGGGGCCGUGGUGCCGAACUAUAUCGGGCAUAAUACGGCGAGGGACAGCUCUUUUAGGUAUAUUUCGGAUGAGGCGAGUGGGGAGGCGAAUGGGUAUGCGCAGGCGUUUUUGUCUAUUGUUUUCGCGUUCUCGGGGUUUGACCAGCCGAAUUAUGUUCUCGGCGAGAUUAAACGUCCUCGAAGGACUUUCCCCCUCGGCAUGAUGACUGGAAUCUCCAUCAUCUCCGUACUCUACAUGGCCGUCAACAUCUGCUAUAUGGUCGUCGUCCCCAAAGAAGCCCAAAUCCAAGGCAACGUCGCCCAGCAAUUCUUCCAACGCACCUUCGGCGUCCUCGGUAACAGCGAAACCGGCGAGCGCGUCCUCAACGCCUUCCUCGCCAUCUCAUCCCUGGGCAACAUCAUCGUCAUGACCUACACGGCCUCGCGCAUGAAGCAAGAAAUCGCCAAGGAGGGCUUCCUCCCCUUUGCCAAGUUCUUCGCCCAGGACCGCGACUAUAGCUUGGGCCGUCUGCUGAGAUGGUUCCAGGCCCGGGGGUGGUUCAGGAGUAUCCUGCGCCACAAAUGGUUCUCCCCGGAAGCCCACUCGGAAAAGACCCCCGUGGGAGCUCUCUUCCUGCACUUCCUCUCGUGCAUGGUCCUCAUAGGAGCCACGUCCCGUCUUCGGCCGGACGACUCGUACAACACUCUCUCGAGCGCAUCCGCCUACCUCUUCCCCGCCUUCUUCGGCUUCCUCCUCGCCCUAGGCAUCCUCAUCCUCCGCUUCGGAACCCCUCCGGCCACAUCAACGGUGAACACGCCGCACCACCCAUCCGUUCCAGGGACGCAAGGCAGCGGCAAAAGGACGUGGACGGAAAUGACGCGCGGCUCAGUGAACCCCACGCUCAGCGUGGUCUGCGCCGUGAUCUACCUCCUCGGCAACGCCUACCCCAUCAUCACGAGCUGGGUGCCCCCGUCGGCUCGGUUCGGGCGCUCGACGGUGGCGUGGUUCGUGGUGCCGACGAUUUCGUGCGGCGUGCUUGGGUUCGCGUCGCUUUGGUUCCUGGGGUUCCUUGCGAGGGCGAAGAGGAGAGAGCAUAGGAGGCAUCAAGAGUUUGUGGUGGAAAGGUAUCCCGAGUUUGAGUAUGCUGAGGGCGAUGAUGGAGGGGUUGUCGGUGGAGGGGAGGAUGGGGAGGAAGUGAGACGGAAGGCUGGGGGGCUGGUGCUUGUGCAUGAGACGGUUUCGUUGUUGUGGAAGGGGAGGGAUACUAUUGAGUUGGGGAGGAUGAUGGCGGAGGCGAAUGGGCAUGGAGGUGGAAUUGAUAAGGAGAGUGCGACGGCGUUUGUGAAUAGGAAUCCGUUUGCUGGGACGGAUUUCGAGGGGAUGGGGAGGUGA